Messenger RNA from Effrenium voratum, 975 nucleotides. The record is from the annotation of a GenBank genome assembly. NCBI's taxonomy places the organism in Eukaryota, Dinophyceae, Suessiales, Symbiodiniaceae.
AUGUGGAUGACAUCUCGACAACUGCCAUCCGGUGUCAUUGCGGCGCGGAGCAUGAGCGCCGCAACAAGCGGCAAGCUGGAGGCCUUUGCCGUUGAUGCUGCUUCCGUGGCAGAGAACUCCCGGCAGGUUGCAGCCGCCUUCAAACGGGAUGGCCUCGCCGUGGUGAGACAAAUCUUGCCACCGGCCGUGGCAGAGGCUCUUUGCAGCCGCGUUGAUGCAGAACUUCGAGCUAGACAGUCUGAAGGAGACGACAGCUAUUUUGGCAACGUCUACGGAUACGAGGACGCAGGGCAGCGCUGGGAUCUGAAGCUUCGACUCUCGCCUGAGGUGAAAGAAGCGAUGCGUGCCCUUCUGGAGUGCCUACAAGGCGUGCUAGAGGCUUUGCGGCCAAGUUGGCAGCUAACCGAGCUCGCAGCCUGGAUCUCUGUCCAAGAGGCACAUUUCGGCACUGCAAAACUUGAGAUGGGUGUGGCAGCUUCUUGGCUCGCUGAGGCUAUGUGCACUUUCCCGUCAGAUCCGGGGCAACCAGUGCACGCUGACACCUCUCACGUCUAUGAUCAGCAGGUGGUGACCAUCUUUGUAGCUCUACAUGACGUGCCCACCGAGCGAGGGCCCACCAAGAUGUAUCCGAGGAGCCACGUGGACGGGGAACUUCACUUGGGUAUGAAGGAGGUUGAUGAAAGCAGCGCAGUACUCUGCACACUGUCGUGCGGAGAUUGUGUCUUGAUGGACAGCAGGCUGCUCCAUUGUGGCACCGCAAAUACAUCGGAUUUGCACAGGUUCUUGUUUUAUACCUCCUGGAUGCCCCCGGCACGGAGGUCGCGUGGUUCCACCAACACCAUCCUGGCGGAAUAUGAGGAGAAGCUGUCUCUCCGCAGGUGGCAAGAGUGGACGGCGGAAGACUUUGCAUGCAGCCAAAGUGUUGCACAGUGAGAUGUAGAGAAAGGCCCGAAAGCGGCCAUCUCUUUUGAUUGC